GCGAAAGGCGGCCUAUCCAUUGAUACGGCAGAGAGAGAGAAUACCUAGGUGGUACCUAUGGACUCUGCAGAAAAUGCGAUACAGGGCCGGGGGGGUCACGACCCUAUUAUGCCCGCGGCGGCCGAGAUUCUUCGGUCAGCCGAAAAGCUUGGGAGGCUUAUCGAAGUCUACUGGGAAGCCGCUGCGGGACCAUAUCGGGAUAAUCCCGAAGCCUUGUCGGUGAUGCACUUGGCCAUCAUGGAGCUGUGGAUAACCAUAGACGAUUCGACGGCCAACCUGGUUCCUCUUCUGCGCGAUUACGACACCGGGUUCCUGCCCGGCCUUUUGGAUGACCUGGUGCUGCCCAAGAGAGAGCAGAUGGCCCGGCUGGCCAGGGUCGAGGAUUACCUUGAGCGGCGGAGAGUCGGCGCAGGCGGUCGUGGUCCUCCCUGGCAGCUCCGGUCCGGCGACGGUUCCUGGUCCAAAACUUGCUUCGCCGCGCGCUACUACGACUCAUCCCCCCGGCACCGACAGUUGUGCCGAGAGAUCGUUUGCGAAGCCAAGACGAGAAUAACCGAAUUGAGAAUAGUCGAGAUGACGCGGCAUCCGAGACUCCUUUGGCCACUCCCGAAGAACGACACGGCGGCCAAGGCCAUCGUAUUCGAGGCCGCCGCCCCGGCCGUCAUUACGACGUGGAGAGAGAUCACGCUGAGUAUCCUUACCGGGCUCUGCGGUACCUCGGCCAACAUGCAACCGGAAUCUCGGUGGGUGCUCUACCGCCCCGACGACCACCCCAUCAUCAAGGACGUUGCGCCGAACCGUCGCAGUGGGCAGCUGCGUUUUCAGCUCGCGCGUGAUUGCAGCAAGCAAUGGGCUUCUUCUGUCACGGACGAAUACUACUUCUAUUGCAGCGGGCCAAGGGCCCCUCCUCCACGCCUUGGUCGUGUCCGACUUGUCACGGACGAAUACUACUUCUACGACACGUGCCGUUCAAGAAAUGGCUUCUGCCGCCUACCGACGUCGUUCCUCCCUGUGUUACGCCGACGGCAGGGUUACCCGCCCGACGCCACACCGCAGAUACUACGGGAAUGGAUUCUUGGCACUGCUCAUACCGCGAACAGCGUGCUGGCGGCACUGCCCCACUGCCCGGACAACAUGACGCCAAACGAGUUCCGGGCCUUUGGAGGCCUACGGGCCGGCCCACGGCUUCAAUGGUACAACAUCCUGCUGCAGCUCCUCAUGCCUUCACUCGACCUGAACCGGCCUGAAGUCUUCUUCCUGGUCAUGCAGGCAGCACACGAAGUGGGUCCUAGGGGGGGAGAAGAACAACGCAUGGAUGAUGAUGACCACAUCCUCCGCAGCACGCACGCUAUCCUCGGUGAGGGGCAGUUUGCGAAGGCGCUUCACUUGGCUCUCGAGGAGGCGCUGGGACGCAUCAUGACGAAACAGGGAUGUGAAGUGGCCCUAUGUAUCCUCGUCGGUCUCGGGGCCCGACUGCUAUCGGUGUCGCGGGACCGGGCCAUACAAGCCAAGUGCCUGGGCUAUCUGCGCUGGAUUCGGGACAAGUCGAUAGGGUGGGCGCGGGACUUUGACACCGAACUACGCGAAAGCGGCACGGCCGACGGGGCACGGCGGCACAGCAGUCUGGGCUGGCGCGCCCGUAUGAUGGCGCUCAUCUGCCAUGCCACCUUUGACGUCGGCGCCGCGCACAUGCGGGAGCUCCUCUCCGACGACGGGUCGGCAGCAGUGCUCAUCGAGGCGUCGAUUCGCGCCGCCGAGCACGCUCCCCACGUGGUCGCUCAAGAAGGGACAGCACCCAACAACGAUGGCGCCACCAGGGCUGUCCUCGAUGUGUUCCGCCACCGCUCGCGCCGACUGUCGUACGAGGUCGAACAUCAGCUGCGCGCCUACAUCGUCGACCAGGGCAGCAGCUGUCUCGACCAGGCCGUGCAGGCGGUCUGGCCGUCAUACGCGUGGCGAGCCGUAUGGGCUGCCGAGGCGGCUCCGUACGAGCAUGUUCUUGUCGCCAGCCCGGAUGCUCUGUCACUACGGUACGACCUCCUGACGGGCAGCCUCUCGGUGGGCGGCCUACCGUUUACUACCUUCCCGGCCAGCUUCUGCGACAACGCAACGUACCGGCGCCUGCUCGGGCAUGCCGUCUUCACUGUGGUGCCGUCUCACAUGUGGCAGCAGGGCAUGCAGUACAUGACAACCUCGAAACACCACGACCACGAGCUGCACUUUGCCAUGGUGCGGGGGGGAGGAGACCAGCAGCAGCAGACGCUCGUGGUGCGGUCCGAGAAGGACGGCAUCCAGUACGAGCUGAUCCCGGCCGAAAGCCUUCGCAAUGACUUCCCCCGCCACCUCGUCACCGACUAUACGCACUGGUUCGCGCCGGACAAGCGCUACAUCGAGUUCCGGCCGCUCGACAGGACCUGGCAAACGCGGCGGGAUACCGGUCCCGCCCCGUUUGCAGGUUACGUGCUGCACCUUUCCAAAUAUUCGGAUGGCCCCCGUUUCAGUCGAGCAGGGGAGUCGCGCUUCGCCAUCAACGUCCGGAGCGAGACGGCCAACGCUGUGUACAGCAUCUUGUGGCCACUGGAACCACCCUGCUUUAUCGAGAUGGCCUGGGAGCCCGAUCGCGCGGCCCUUGAUAUUGCCCUGCCACGGCUGCACUUAUCCUUCCGUCUCGGGGCCGGCGGUUGUGCGGUUACGUCGGUGCAGUACAAGGGCUACGCCAUCGACGCCUCGCAGCACAUCGGGACACUGUCGGGGCUGGAGACCAAGCUCGUGCUCCGGCGCACCGAGGAGGAACCGGGAGAUCGGCUGGUUCUCAUUCCCCUCGGCUCCGUCUCCUUCACAGCCGGCGCACAUGGGCGCGCGCAGUCGACGAAAAUCGAUGUUACCACUGGCCGUGCCGAGUACCGGGGACUCCCCACUGUUGCUGGCCGUGCCCAAUACCACGCCUUUAGCGUAGAUACCGUCCUUGGCUGUCUACGGGACGACGGCACCCUGAGCAGCAAGCUGCUCCUCUGCCAGCUGCAUGCCAUGACCACGCACUGUCUCCCAGACCGGCUGACGGGCCGCACGGGCACGGACGAGGCGCUCCGCAUUUUAGGCUCAGCCGCCGUUCGAUCACUUCUCCGCGACCUACCGCCCCGCAGCAUCGACUUCCUACACGGCCUAGAGACAACUUACGCCGGGGCCAUAGCCCACAUGAAGGUCCGGUCCCUCCUAGGCAUCCGAGAACCGCCGUCCCCACGGGACGGAGACGGCCAGCCUUUGUCUGACGGCGAUAAAAAGCUCCGUGAUGUUAUCCGCGACCUGCCAGAUGCGUACUUUGUUCUCUUGCGUCGCAUCUAUAGCAUCAGCCCCAGGUUUGAGGAAUGUGGGCUGUCGAUCCGAUGGUCCGCAUCCGCACCUCGAACAGCACAGAGCGACGCGUUUUCCCGCCUCGUGUCCGGUCUCGCCGGCAUGCGUCCCGAGUCUGACAUGAUCGAGAGCGCGGCGCGACGCAGGGCCGCACGGAUGUCGGCUUACGUCGUAUCCCAGUACGACAACCACCAACAUCACUCAGCAGCAGCAGCGGUGGAUGACAUCAUAUACGAGUCAUGCCGCUACCCCGAGCUCUCGAAUCGCAAACAGCGCUACCCCAAGCGUGACCGUUACGACUGGGAGCUCGAUACCUGCGCCAUCAUUCAAGUCAUCAUGGGCGGCAGCAACGACGGCAGCGUUUCGACAGCAGCAACAGCCGGGUCGCCGUCGGACCCAGGGACGCGUGGAGCCGGUGCUGUUGCCCGAUGCUUGGAGAGGCUAAUAAAUGCUCUACUAUCCGGGGAGGACGAUAAUCGUGGGAAGGCCGUGAGCGGAUGCCUUGCCGGAAUGACCAUCUGCCUCAGUGAAUGGCCAACGGUAGCAAGUACCGACGGCGUGGCACCGGCACCGGCGCCGGAACUAGCCAGGAAGCGGAUCGGCUUGGCGAGCAUCGAGGACAUGUUUACCACGCAGGAACCGCCGCAACCGAUACAGCAGCACCCCAACACCGACGGGCCGCAGCGGCACCUCGACGUGUUGUUGGCACGGUGCGGUGAACGCAGCAACAACGAGCGGGACACGCACAACGAGGAACACAAAGCGCUAGGACGCCUCUGUAGCGAGCUCAGGGACAUGUCCUCGCACAAGUACGAGCGCGGCUACGUCGACAUGCUCGAGCAGAGCGUCGCCGCCCUCCGGGAACGGCCCGGGGGCGAGACGUCGGCGGGUCUGGGGGCAAUAGACGAGAUGGCGCGCGAACUACUGCUGAGGCACAGGGAAGCGUGCCGGAUCGAGGUCGCCGCCAGGUUCGCAGCGAUAUGCAGUGCACUUGUCGGCGGCGGUGCUGGUAACCACUACCACAGCCAGUACCCAUCACAGGUGGCGAGGCUGCCAGUCAUCACGCCCAUGAUGCUCCUCGAGCGCCUGUCGAGACGGCACCGAGCCGGGCUGCCGGAAGCGUGGCGGCGCUGUCUUGUCGACUACGCCGUCUCGCUGACGUCGCUGCAGCGGGCCGGACGACUGGUGAGGGCGGCGGCCGGGAACGACGGGAAGCGGCUGGCCAGGGAGCUCGGCAACGUCGGCCACGAGGGGUGGGACCCCUUUGCUUUCCCGGACUGGCUGCUGCUCGAGGUGGAAAGGGACCUGCUUAUCCGGCCGGUCCAGGCACACAUCGCCCGGGCCAUGAUCGAGCCGCCAGACGGGCGCAGCUGCGUCAUGCAGCUCAACAUGGGCGAGGGCAAGUCGUCAGUCAUCAUGCCCAUGGUGGCGGCCGCCAUCGCCGACGACGGGUCCCGUCUCGCGCGUGUCGUCGUGGCCCGGCCGCAGCGCAAGCAGAUGAUGCACACGCUCAGCCGCGCGCUGGGGGGCCUGCUGGGGCGUCACGUCCACCAAAUGCCCCUGGCGAGGGGCGGCGCCGGCACCGGCUUCCUGAAGCGCCUGCAUGCCGAAUACCUCGGGUGCGUGUCGAGCGGCGGCGUCGUGCUGGCCCAGCACGAGAACAUGCUGUCGCUGAGGCUGUCGUGCAUUGAGGCCAUGUUACGCGUCCGCGACAGGGUCCGAGCCAAGCAUACCCUGGCCAUGAAGCUACCGAUGCUGGGUGCUCUAGCCAAGCGUACCCUGGUUUCCAUGCUACCGAGGCGGGCAGACACGGCAGCAGACUGGGGAGAGUGGAUAGUAGAUAGGAUGGACGAGUUCUUGGAAGGACUAGGAUCCAUCGUGGACUCCGUCGUGACGGAGAUGGAUGCAGCCGCUAGCGCCGUGGACCAGGCCGAGGCCUCGGUUGGUCUGCAGCGUUUCCUCGACAGCAAGGCGAGGGACGUCAUCGACGAGAGCGACGAGAUCCUCGGCACUCGUUCGGAGCUCGUCUACACCAUGGGCUUACCCAGCCCACCGGACCUUAGCCCCCUGCGGUGGCAGCUUAUCCAGAGCGUGCUCGGGCUCGUCGCCGACAUAGCCUGUGACACGGUGGCUAAGCACCCGGACGAGAUCGAGCUGGUGCCCGGGGCGGGCGCGGGGAGUUUCCCCACCGUCAGGAUCCUCAACGAGCGCGGUGCGGACAUGUUGACCCGCGAACUGGGAGAGCGCAUCUGCGCCCUCGGGGCUCUCCCCGAGUUCCCGUAUGCCGCAGACAAGCCGCGGCAGAAGAUGGAGGCGAUCCAGCGAUACAUGACGCAGUACAAGCCGGACGCGGAGGACGUCGCCGCGGUAGAAACAAUAUUCGCCACCGACGACAUGCGGGGGCGGCUCCUCCUCCUCCGGGGCCUGAUCGCCCACGGCGUCUUGUCCUUUUCGCUGCGGCAGCGGUGGCGGGUCAACUACGGGCGCACCGACACACGGGAACCACCCACGGGGCUGGCCGUGCCCUUCCGCGCCAAAGAUCUUCCAGCCCCGAGGUCCGAGUUUAGCCAUCCAGACGUGCUUAUCGCCCUAACAUGCCUGAGCUACUAUUACGGCGGUCUGAGCGACGACGACCUGUUCUGCUCGAUCGAGCGGCUCUUCGCCUCGGGCCAGGGAGAACAGGAAUACCUGAGCUGGGUGCGGGCCGCGCCCGACAACAUCCCCCACGAGUUCCACCGGCUAAGCGCCCUCGACCUGGGGGACCGCGGGCGCUGCGCCGCCGCAGCAUUUCCCCACCUGCGCCACCUCAAGCCGGCCAUCGAUUACUACCUCGGCAACGUGCUCUUCACUCGCGAGAUGCACGACUUUUCCCAGAAGCUCUCCGGGUCGGCCUGGUCACUCGUGGCCGGGGGAGCCCAACGACUGCCGGGUGGCGGCGCUGCCCUGGCCACCACCACCGGCUUCAGCGGUACCCACGACGCCGGGUAUCUCCUGCCGCUGGGCAUCAAGACCCUCGACUUGAAAACACAGAGACACACCGACGCUCUUGUGCUCGGCCGGCUGCUGCGGCCCGAGAACAAGGUGCGGGACCUCGCACCAUCGUCAGACACGGACACGGACACGGACGCGGACACGGCCUUCUUCUUCUCUCCGGAUGACGUCGCUGCCGGCCCCGACCCGUCGUCCCGGGCUAGGGCCAUGGGGCUCGUCAACUGCAUCAUCGCCGCGUCCCAGCCGCCGGUCCGCGUCAUCAUCGACGCCGGCGCGCAGAUCAUAGAGCUGGACAACGCCGAGAUCGCGCGGGGCUGGCUGGCGCGGGACAAGACGGCCGACGCGGCCGUCUUCUUCGACAGCCACGGCGACUUGCGCGUCGUGGCGAGGGGCGGCGCGACCGAGCCGUUCCUGACAUCGUCGUACGCCAUGAACAUGGCACCCUGUCUCGUCUUCCUCGACGAGGCGCAUGCGCGCGGCACCGACCUCGCCCUGCCCGACGACUACCGCGCCGCCGUGACGCUGGGGCCGGCGCUGACCAAGGACAAGCUCGUGCAAGCGUGCAUGCGGAUGCGGGAGCUCGGCCGCGGCCAGUCGGUUGUCUUUUUCGCACCGGCCGAGGUCCGGCACGGGAUCCGGACGCUGCGCGAGAUACCAGCAAACGGCGACAUCGAGGUCGCCGACGUGCUGGCCUGGUCCAUUAGCGAAACGUGGCGCGAAACGCGCCUGGCGGUGCCGACGUGGGCGGCCCAGGGGAGGCGGCACCAGCGCCAGCGGCGGCUCUGGCAGCAGGCGGACAAGGGGAACCGCUACGGACUCGGUCGCGACGCCUGUAUGGAGUUCCUCGAAACCGAGGUCACGAAGCUAAGCGACCAAUAUCGCCCCGGGGGUGGCAGUGCAUCCUCCUCGAGCCAAACUCCCUCCUCCUCGCCUCUAACGGCGGAUACCACCGACGCGAUCCAAGCUCGAUGUGAAGAAUUCGGGGUGGUCGACCAAAGAGAGCGCGGCUCGCGGCCGCUCGGACAAGAGCAGGAACGCGAGCUGUUGGUGGAACGCGAGGAAGAGCGCGUCGAGGAGAAGCCGGCGACGGCAAAGGCCGUCGUGCCGCGGCUCCACGCAGACGUCGAGGCGUUUGUCAUGACGGGCGUGAUCCCGAAAGGCUCGAGAGCCUUUAAGCCGGCUUUCCGCACCUUGGCCGGGACCAGCGCGGCCGGCUUCCUCGGCGGCCUGCGUUUCCCACCCGACCUCAUCCUCCUCGCCACGGCGGACUUCGGACGCACCGUGACACUGUCCGAGGCCGGCUCACCACUGGACGCUUACCAGCGCUCGGUACAGUGGAUUGCCACCGCACCCGCCGCUUCUUCCGGCAACGGCGGCGGCGGCGGUGUUGGUAAGGAAGGGAAUUCGCCACGCGGUGCUUCUUCCCCGGAGGCGGUCACGGUCGUCUUGCUGAGCCCCUGGGAGGCCAACGCGCUAAUGCCGGCCUUUGAGGCGGGCCGCACGGCCGCGCGGCUGCACCUCUUCGCGCCGCGCACCAGCCUGCAUACCCGCUCCGCCGAAAACCUGCAGCUGUACGUCAUACCGUCACUACCGUCACCCCCGCCGCUUAAAUGGCAAGUGCCCCGCGAGCUGGUUAUCGCCCUGCUGCUCUUCGCCGGCCAGCUUUACCUGCGCUCCCACGAGGACUACGUUUACGCGUGCGAGUUCUUGGGCGUCCCGCACGGCAGCCGCAAGGGGGGGGCGGCGGCGGCGGCGGCGGGCGGCGGCGGCUUCUUCGGUCCCGCUGCCCUUUCCUUCCUGGCCGAGCUGUUCGGCCGGAUCCGCCACCCGGCGACCGACAUUUCGAGCACCGACGUCGGCCACAUCCUCGCCGGCAAGGUGCUGCCCGAAAGCGCUUUUUCCUGGCCGCCGGGGCGCGGCAAAUAAUGAGUUGUGCUGCGAGGGGACAACCGUUCGUUAACUCGGCCGGUGGGGGCGGGGGGGGACACGUAUUGAAGGCGUGGUAAGGAAAACGAAGAAAAGGUUGCUGCUAACCCGUGCUGUACUUAUGCAUUACUGCUGCUUUACUUACCGGCCGAGGAUUUGCCAAAGUUAUACAGCGGAAUAGCCCCCUUCUUGGCGUGCACUCCCUUAAACUCGGAAAAAACCAAGCAGCUGGCGCUAUUGUGGAUGGUUUCGGUUUUUUUUAAAGAACGAGAGCCCAAUUAAGGCGUCGUGCUCGUACCCCUUAACGAUAACGAACUUAACGUCGACCCAUAGCUUGUUCUUGCCGUUAAGAUUCCACUUAACGUCGAUAUACGGGCACUUUUUGCGUUCGGAGCCGUCGGCCAUUAGCAAGGAUUGGAAGCGAAGCAAGUCCAUCGUAUCUUAUGCUUUUAAAACCAUUCCAGCUUAACUAGGUUGCAGCUUCCGCCCGUAUCAAUUAACAACUCAAUGGGCAAGCCGUUUAGCCGCUUUAAAAAAGUUAAAAAGUCGGCGUUGUUCCCAAAAACAACCUUUACGUCGUCGUUGUCGUCGGCGGCGGCGGCGGCGGCGGCUUUAGCGAAAGUUUUUACCCAAAUCAAAAUUAAAAACGUUCCC
This is a messenger RNA of Gaeumannomyces tritici R3-111a-1, 8922 nucleotides long. RefSeq lists its product as hypothetical. The transcript is spliced from 3 exons. The record is from RefSeq and is a predicted model, not a curated record. NCBI's taxonomy places the organism in Eukaryota, Fungi, Ascomycota, Sordariomycetes, Magnaporthales, Magnaporthaceae. Bases 58 to 8268 code for a protein of 2736 amino acids.